Molecule: messenger RNA, 1242 nt
Organism: Tribolium castaneum (red flour beetle)
Lineage: Eukaryota; Metazoa; Arthropoda; Insecta; Coleoptera; Tenebrionidae
Gene: Cdk7
Product: Cyclin-dependent kinase 7
Exons: 1
Coding region: 189-1205 (338 amino acids)
Biological process (GO): protein phosphorylation; positive regulation of transcription by RNA polymerase II
Cellular component (GO): transcription factor TFIIK complex; nucleus; transcription factor TFIIH holo complex
Molecular function (GO): RNA polymerase II CTD heptapeptide repeat kinase activity; cyclin-dependent protein serine/threonine kinase activity; ATP binding
Source: RefSeq, a predicted model, not a curated record
UACUUAGUUAUCCGACUUUUUCAUUCCUGUUUGAAAACUUCCACUGCAACUUCAUUCUUUGUUUGUUUGAUCAUUGUAUUUAUUUAAAAUUUCUCAUUUUUGAACCCUCGAAAUUCCGAAGGUUGGUAGCUUUGGCUUUCAACCCCUCAUAACCUCAAACCGGCAAUUUUCAAAAUAAUGUGAUAAAAAUGUCGAAUAAACUAACCCGUUACGAAAAAAUCGAGUUUCUGGGCGAGGGCCAAUUCGCCACGGUGUACAAAGCCCGCGAUGUAGAGACCGACAACAUCGUCGCAGUGAAAAAAAUCAAAAUGGGGAGUCGUCAAGAGGCCCAAGACGGCAUCAACCGAACAGCCCUUCGCGAAAUCAAACUCUUACAAGAACUGCACCACCGCAACGUAAUCGGCCUCUUGGACGUCUUCGGACACAUGUCCAACGUGUCCCUUGUGUUUGAUUUCAUGGACACGGAUUUGGAAGUUAUAAUAAAAGACAACACGAUUAUUUUAACAACUGGCAACAUAAAAGCCUACAUUAUUCAAACGCUGCAAGGGCUGGACUACUUGCACCGAAACUGGGUCCUUCACCGGGACCUCAAGCCCAACAACCUUCUGGUGAACUCCAACGGCGUGCUCAAAAUCGGCGAUUUCGGGCUUGCGAAGCUCUACGGCUCCCCAAACCGCAUCAACACGCACCAGGUGGUCACCAGGUGGUACAGGUGCCCCGAGCUGCUCUUCGGGGCAAAGUUGUACAGCACGGGGGUGGACAUGUGGGCUGUGGGGUGCAUCCUCGCGGAGCUCCUCCUGCGAGUGCCCUUGUUUCCUGGCGAGUCGGACCUGGACCAGCUGACCAAAAUUUUCGCAGUUUUUGGAAAUCCGACCGAGGAGAAUUGGCCGGGGCUGAAGAGUUUGUCCGAUUACGUCGAAUUUAAGCCGUUUACGCCGAUUCCGUUGAAGAAUAUUUUCACAGCCGCCGGUGAUGAUCUGCUUGAUGUCUUGGAGGGGCUUUUGGUGUUGAAUCCGUUGAAGCGGUUCGAGUGCAGCAAGUGUUUGGCGAUGCCGUUUUUCAGUAAUAAACCGGCGCCGACGCCGGGAUCCAAGUUGCCGUUGCCUCAAAACAUCAGAAAAACUGAAGUGGAAAGGCCUACUUUGAAGAGGAAGCUGCUGGAUGCGGUGGAGGGAGGGUCGCUAUCUAAACGAUUGUUUUUCUAAUUUUUUUGUAAAUAAAUUAUUUUUUAGUAAAUAAGAA